Molecule: messenger RNA, 3454 nt
Organism: Cuscuta europaea
Lineage: Eukaryota; Viridiplantae; Streptophyta; Magnoliopsida; Solanales; Convolvulaceae
Source: the annotation of a GenBank genome assembly
UUGACAAUGAAUCUCAAUUUCGAUCCUGAUCGGAUCUUGGAGGCCCUCUAACAAUUAGUCAAUUGCUGUUUUGACUUAACAAUUAGAAGCAUACACCCCGUUGCAGGAGAGCAACAAAGAAAUGCGGAGUCCGUUUCCAUUUUCCCAAUGUGCAUAUCUGAGAAGACGACGAUCUCGGUGAAGCUCCGCAACAAGUAUUUCACAUGGAGGAUAAGCUCAAAGACACCAGCAGCCCACCGGCUGCCGCCUUCUCAACCCCUCAGAAGGCAGCAGAGGCUCCAUCUGCCGACCAACCCACUUCUCGGCGAAGGGGCGGAGGCCAGAAGCGGAAAGCAAGCGCCUUAAGCAGCGGUGGAACUUCGGCCCCUCUUUCUACUUCUUCAAAGCGUCAGGCUCGCGACAAGCCGCAUGCAGUUCCUUUUCCUCCGAUCCACAACGGUCCCUGCACCAGAGCUCGACAGCUGCCCGGCAACACCGCUUCCGUUGCUUCGCCAUCAAAUUCAGGUGUCAAGGGAGAGGCAGAUGCGGCGCUUCUUCCAAGAGCAGAAGCAGGAGAGCUGCAGAAGGCCGAGGACGCGUCAAUUGAAGCCAAAGAGGAUUUAGAAGCAGUGGAGGCAAAACUUGAAGCCGAGUUUGAAGCAAUUAGGUCUCGAGAUGUUAAUGUUCAUGUGGUGCCGACUCAUGCGGGCUGGUUUUCAUGGACAAAAGUUCAUUCAUUGGAGGAGAAAACAAUGCCGUCCUUCUUUAAUGGGAAGUCUCCAAACAGGACUCCUGAAAUGUACAUGGAGAUACGUAAUUGGAUUAUGAAGAAGUAUCAUUUAGACCCCAACACUCGUGUUGAAUUGAAGGAUUUGUCAGAGAUCUCAUCUGCUUUGUUCGAAGCAAGGCAAGAGGUGAUGGAGUUUCUGGACUACUGGGGAUUGAUCAAUUACCACCCUUUCCCACAGCCUGAAUCUGCCAUGAAUUUGGAUACCAAUGUCAAGGAAGCACGGAAGGCAGAUUCUUUAUUGGACAAGUUGUUCCGUUUUGAAUCAGAGGAAACAUGGACACCAGUUGUCCCCAAGGAAAGUAUGACUGCACAGUCUCUAACAUCUGGCCUAUUUCCCGAGUCUACUUUGAUGGAAGAAUUGGUGAAGUCUGAGGGACCUUCAGUUGAGUACCAUUGUAACUCAUGCUCAGCCGAUUGCUCCCGGAAACGUUACCAUUGCCAGAAACAGGCUGAUUUUGAUUUAUGCACAGAAUGCUUCAACAAUGGAAAAUUUGGCCCUGAUAUGACUCCCUCAGAUUUCAUCCUAAUGGAGCCUGCUGAAGUUGGUGGUGCAAGCAGUGGGAAGUGGACUGAUCAGGAAACUCUCCUCCUUCUGGAAGCAUUAGAAUUGUAUAAAGAAAACUGGAAUGAGAUUGCUGAGCAUGUUGCAACAAAGACAAAAGCACAGUGCAUCUUGCAUUUUGUUGAAAUGCCGAUCGAGGAUAUGUUCUUGGAUGGAGAUACUGAGAUUGAUAACAUUUUUAAUAUUGAAGGCAUUUCAGUUAAUGAUGACAGUUCUGCUUCUAAAGGCGGGCUUGAGGGAUCAGAGAAUAAGGAUGUUGGAAAUGAGAAUCAGCCUUCAUCAUCCUCAAUUGGAACCCCAAAGCAGGAUGAUGUAAAUGAUUCAAAUGAUGAAGAAAAAAAUGGGGAGAAUUGUGCACUUGAGGCUCUCAGGGAAGCGUUUGUAGCUACUGGCUACUUUCCUUCACCUGGUGAACAUGUUUCAUUUGCGGAAGCUGGCAAUCCUGUAAUGGCAUUGGCAGCUUUCCUGGUAAAGUUGGUGGAAUCUAAUGUAACUACUGCUUCAGUGCGUUGCUCUUUAAGAGCUGUUUCUGGUGAAGAAUUAGCUGCCAGGCAUUGUUUUAUUCUAGAAGAUCCUCCAGAUGAUAAUAAACCAUCCAUCGCUGAUAGAGCUGUCAUUGAUGAACAGAUUGAGCCUGAAGUACAACAGGAUAAGCCUGCCUCAGUAACUGGUAACAUUGACUUGCCUGUUGAACAGAGUAAGGAUAGCAAGGAAGUAAAAGAGGAUGAUGAAAAAAGAGAAGCCACAGAGAAGAAGAAACAAAGAGAAUCCGCGGAGAGCAGUUUAAAUGGUCUAGGAGAAGAAACCCGUUCUCCUCAUUGUGAACAUUCAGAAAAAUCUGAAGCCAUAGGGGAAUCAAAUGGAAAGGUUAAAUCACUUCAUGUAAACGAAGGACAUGAAGAAGUACCUAGUACUGCUGAAGGUUUAGAUUCUCUAAAAUCAAAAGUGGAGUCUCCUUCCAGUUCAACCAAAGAGUGUGAUGAUGUGGUGUCAAAGGACAUACCUUCUCAUUCUGUAGAUUCUCCAAAAGACGAGGAUAUGAUGCCUGCCACAGAAAAGAGGGACCCCGAGCAAUCCAUUUCAGUAGUUGAUAACAAAGCUAAAUCAACAGAUGAAGAAAAAGACCACAAGACCGAGAAAGAAGACACUUUAAAUGCCAAAAUUAAUUUGGAUGUAGUUAAGAUUAAGCAUGCUGCUGUCACUGCUUUGUCAGCUGCAGCAGUGAAAGCAAAGUUUCUAGCUGAUCAAGAAGAAGAUCAGAUUCGGAAGCUUGCUUCAUCAGUUAUAGAAAAACAGUUACAUAAGCUGGAGACCAAGUUGACCUUCUACAGUGAAAUAGAGAGCACCUUAGUGAGAGUUAGAGAACAGUUGGAUAGGUCGAAACAGAAACUUUUCCAUGAGAGAGCACAUAUAAUCGCAACCCGGUUAGGCAUGUCUUCAACAACUUCAGCUCAUCCUAUAUCACAGCCAUUGCCUGUGACAGCACCCAGGCCUUUAACUGGCAUGAGCUCUACAAGGCCACCAUUUUCAAGACCCAUGAUGAUGUCAAUGGCUGCUCCCAGCUCAUUUAUCCCCACAGCAGUUGCAGGAAGUUCAUUACAACCUCCAAGCACCGAGAAUGCCUCGUCUGUAGGGAAUAAGUAACCUUUUUUGCUCCAGAGCAGCAUUUUGUUUUCUAUUUCUUGAGACACCCCCGGGAAACAGUUUCAGUAUCAAAUUCUUUGUGUGCUUCUCAACAGCCACGGUUGGCCAGGAAGGUAUCUGCAGUGAAAGGCAGCAAGAUAUUUAUUUAGCAUGAACUAAUAGUUAUUAUAAUUAGAACUUUUUAAGCUUUAGCAGGUAGCACCGUAGCAGCUUACAUAUAAUUUUUUUAGGAGCCGGCAUCAUGGAAUAGGCCUCCUCUCAGUUCUUCUAUAACUGUUUUCAGUGGCACUUGGUGUAGUAAAAUCACUUGUUUAUUGUAGAUUUGUAGUGUCUAGUUUCAUGUAUGCUUCAAGUACAUGUAAAACUGUAAGCCUUUCAAAUGAACAUUUUUCUUCAUAAUACCAUUUGCUUUGGGCUCUUGUUAACCUGGCGCUGUUUUUUGUCACUUUCCUUGAGAAUAAUUAAAGUUAGCAACUAGG